AUGGCGGCGCCGCCGCUGCCGGUGGCGGAGCCGCUGCCGGGGGACCCGGCCGAGCCCAACCCCUUCUCUUUCCGCGAGUUCGUCCGCUCCAAAUCCCGCGGCGGUGACGGCCCGGGCGGUGACACACAGGCGGCUUGGCCCGGGCCCGUCGUGCCCCCGCUGCCCGCAGUGUCGGGGGACGAGCAGGAGGAAGAGGAGGAGGAGUGGAGCGAGAGCUACCAGCCGCUGGCUGUGGAGCAGGCCCACCUGGUGACGCUCGGAGCCGCCCCGGGGCCGGCCCGCGGUCCCUCCCGGCAGCCGAGCUACGAGCAGCUAAAAGAAGAGAAUGCUCUUUUGAGAAGCAAGAUCAAUAAGCUUCAGAUUCUGUCUGAAACUCAAGCAGACAAGAUGAGGAAGCUUGAGAAGAAGCUUGAGGAAAACAAAAUCAAAGAAGAAAAGGAAGCACAGGAUUUGGAAGCAAUGGUGCAGCACGUGGAGCAGAAUCUCCAGCUGAUGACUAAACGGGCUGCCAAAGCUGAGAACAGCGCUGCCAAACUGAGACAGGAAAAUGCACAGCUCCAGGCUGAGCUGAGGAAUUCCAGGCUGGAGAAUGAGGCACUGCGGGCAGGCCAGGCAGGGUUGGCUGCAGCCAAGCAGAACGCAGAGGUGGCCCUGCAGCACCUGCUCCAGGUCACAACCAGCUCCCGAGCAUCCAUCAGGCAGCUGCUCUCUGGAGCAGAAUCCCUGCAGCUCGUCGCUGAUCUCCUGAAAUCCAUAGACAGAAUCGCUGAGGUGUCAGAGGAUGGACAGUGACUCACACAACACGGAGGACUUUGUUUUCAUAUGGAAACCAUUACUAAAAAGUGAAUUUUUGAUACUUGGCCUCA
This is a messenger RNA of Sturnus vulgaris (Common starling), 866 nucleotides long. It is a transcript of the gene ENTR1, whose product is annotated as endosome associated trafficking regulator 1. The record is from RefSeq and is a predicted model, not a curated record. Gene Ontology annotation, biological process: positive regulation of cilium assembly; positive regulation of protein localization to cilium; regulation of cytokinesis. NCBI's taxonomy places the organism in Eukaryota, Metazoa, Chordata, Aves, Passeriformes, Sturnidae. Gene Ontology annotation, cellular component: ciliary basal body; early endosome; midbody.